GCGGCGCGCGGCCGCCGUUUGAAUUCCGGCGGGCGGGCGGUGCCGUCUGCGGCGGAGAUGGCGGUGCUGCGGCCGUUGGACAAGCUCCCGGGGCUCAACUCCGCCGCCCUCCUGCUGGUGGGCUCGGACGAGGAGCUCCAGCAGAAGCUGGCGGAGGCGAUCCUCCAGGAGAAGAGGGACUUCAAAAUCAGCAUUCACAUUGCUACAUCCCUCCCCUUACCUUCAGAGAGGGAUCACCUUCGGCCCAGGAUAGAUCUGAUUGUGUUUGUGAUUGACAUCAAGAGCAAAUGCAGCUUGAAGAAUGUCGAAGCUUCCCUAGCUUAUGUGGAUGCCACCUUCUUCCUGGGGAAAGUCUGCUUUCUUGUCACUGGGGUUGGCAGGGUGAAUUGUUGCAGCAUUGAGACGAAUGCCAUCUGUAAACUGGGAGAAGCCUACUGCAGUCCUAUGCUAUUCUGUGAGCUGGAGCUGGAAGGCGUACGAGUUUCCACUGCUCAACGACUUCUCCGAAUGUUACAGAUCUGUGCUGGUCUUGUACCGGGAUUUUCUGCCUUGUCCUUUAGCUUACUGAUGAGAAACUCUGCUGAUGAUUAGCUUCUCGUUGUGAUAAUUCAGCCACGUUUGUCAGAUUUUUUUUCACUUCAGGCAUUCAAGCUGCUGCAGUUGGAAUCACAUUGGGGAGCCUUUUUGCCUGACUUGUCACAACCACUCAUCCAGAACUGUUCCUAGUUGCUUAUCUCUCAAGAAAAGCUUGAUUCCUAUUCAGUGGAUAGCGUAUAGGUGCUGUGAGAAGGGCAGUUUGAAUUGGGGAUUCUUAUCCUUUGUUACAUCUGAACGCCAUUUCAUGAUCAAGUUUGAGUUUCAUCCACUUGGCCAGUGGCCAGGAGCUACAUGUUUUUCUGAGAGAAUAUCAGAAGAAUAGGCUACUAUUUCCAAAGUCCUAGGGAAGAGGCAGCAGACUCCUGCUUCCUUCCAGUUGAAAUACAGCACCUUGGACUAAUGUGAAACCUUGCUGCCAGGUUUUGUCUCUCCACCAAGAGAGGAAUAAGGAAGGAAGGCUGGCCUGCAGCUUCUAGAUAGACCGCACCUGGCAGUUAAUAAUCCAGCUGUGUGAGCAUCUGCGCAUCAAAGGGCUCAGUAUUUCCAUGUCUGAUACUAACUGAGGAGGAAUGGACUAAAGAAGAUAAUCUAGCACUUUAACUUUCUUUUAGAUCUUUGAAGAAAAAGACUCUACCUGUCAAGCCCAGGAUAGCCCCAGCAACCCAGCCCCCAGGGCUGAGCAGAGUUCAGAUGCAGCAGACUGGACCACAGCAGCACAUAGAAAACACAUGUCUGUACGUUUGGCACAUGCUGUGUAUAAUCUCUUUACUAUCAUAACAGGUUCUUAGCAGCAUUAAGUCAUGCCUUAUUCUUACUGCAAGUCACUAGUGUUUGAGAGUUCUAAUUUAAUAAAAUGAGUAAUAUUUAA
Pipra filicauda (Wire-tailed manakin) is the source of this 1465-nucleotide messenger RNA. It is a transcript of the gene CENPM, whose product is annotated as centromere protein M. The coding region runs from base 58 to 591 and encodes 177 amino acids. NCBI's taxonomy places the organism in Eukaryota, Metazoa, Chordata, Aves, Passeriformes, Pipridae. The record is from RefSeq and is a predicted model, not a curated record. The transcript has 6 exons.